Guyanagaster necrorhizus is the source of this 591-nucleotide messenger RNA. RefSeq lists its product as uncharacterized. The record is from RefSeq and is a predicted model, not a curated record. The transcript is spliced from 2 exons. Bases 1 to 591 code for a protein of 196 amino acids. NCBI's taxonomy places the organism in Eukaryota, Fungi, Basidiomycota, Agaricomycetes, Agaricales, Physalacriaceae.
AUGGCCUUCGUCUCCCAGGAAAAGACGUUCUCUCCCUCGUCUCUAUGUCAGCCUCCAUUACCAUCGCAUGCCAUCCUGAGGUGGAUCGAUUUCAAUGUUAGCAUUCCAUAUAUUACCAGAAAGGACGAAAACAUACACUCGGACCCGGAUGAAUAUUACUUUGAACACGUACGGGUGAUGCAAAUUAAAUCACAUAUAUGUCAAUCGACAGUCAAGGGAGCCGUGCGAUUCGGCGUAAUGAAGAUCGAUAAAGCAAUAAUCAGACCCACGGGAUCCUUCGCAGUAACAUUCAUGCUUCCAUAUGUCCACAAGAGUCCUAGAUUGGGUUUAAACCAACGGCGGUACACAGAACAGCAGUGGUGGGACUGCGAAAUACGACGGAUGCCUCGCUCUGAGGACGGACCAUGCACAGGCCGGUACCGCGAACGCACACGGUCCUUCUUGUGCAUGGUCAGUGCGCUUUGGCAGGGGGCAUGUCUGUUUUGCGGUACAUCAAGUCUACGGCCAUUUGCACAUGACAUGGGCGUAGGGAGCACAUUUGUUUCGCGGUACAUGACCGAAUCUCGAAAUAUGCACAUUCUUGUCAUUUAG